AGGUGACUGGACCUGAACAGAUGGUGACAGAGAGAGAGAAGCAGCGACGAAUGUAGAUGACAAACGAUUAUUCUCAAGCAGUCAUAGAAGAGGUUCCUUACAACAGGCACAGCAGAGCGCAUGCGAGCAUAUUUGAGUUAGCAGCAUUUAAGGUUAGAGAAAGUUACUUAUUAAAAUUCGGGAUAAACUCAAAUCCAUUUAUUUCAAAGGAGUAUACUAUAAGGGUGUAAUAGCAGGACCGAAGAAGCGUGUACGGAAAGCGAGCAAGUAAGGAGACGAAGCGUCUGGACAGUGUAAAGUCAAGGGAGGAUAGGUAGGCAACAUAGUUACCAGCCGAUAGCCUGAUCUAGUUCUGAACGGUUUUGUUACAAGACUAACUAAGACUGGAUAUUGGCGGGAGAAGAGCCAACGGGAAUUAAUGAUCACAGUGCAAAAUAUUUUAAGUAACCUUUGAGCGUCAACGUUGGAAGUUACCUAAUGGCGCAUUUGGGGAGCAAAGAGCACAGAUGAGACGCAUCAAAUUGGUUCAAAAUUCAGCUCCAGCUCUGAAAGCUGAGUUCACGUUCAAACAACAUUGGAUUAAGAAUCGUAUAUCGGAAAGUCUUACAUAUUGAUUUCGGAUUUAUAGUGAUUAUAUUUAGGCUAUGGAUCAGAGGCGAGGGUUCUGAAAACGUGUCCAGCACGCCGAGCGGCUUCUAAAUAUCUGCUGUUGCUUUCCACACCGACCACAGCAUCGCAACACCAGCAAACACCGACGAAACCAACAGCUGUUGUCCCAACUUGGAAAAGACAUGCAAAAGAUGCACAGGAAGGUUAACCUGCUGUGGGUAGUCUUCUUGACGAUGACUCAGGUGUCAAUAAAGAGCUUCCCCACCAACAGUCACAAAAGUGCAGUCCCUCAGGACAGAAGCACUGCGACCACGGAGGCUAGCCCGGGUGGCGAUGUGGGUGAGACUCUGGAGGACCUCCAGCAGCAGAACCAGCUCCAGAGCCUGGCAUCAUCCAACCCAUCCUCUCAGAGACCCCGACGCCGUGGCUGGUCCCAGGGGGUUCUGCCCAAACCAGAACCAGAGGAGGACCCAGAACCCUUCAUCCUGGACCUCAGGAACUUCCCUGAGCUGGCCAACGUAGACCUGGGAUCUCACAACCCUAAUAUACAGGUGACCAUCGAGGUGGUGGAGGACCCACAGACAGAGAUGGAGAUGGACCUGGCCAAGGAGGGGGGGGAGGGGGGCCGCAACGACUGGUCCCUGUCAUCGGAGGAGUGGCUGGGCCACAAGAAGCUGUUCUGGCCUCUGUUCUGGGAGUACCCAGACCAGGCUGAGAGCGGGCCUGGCAGCAGGGCCAGCCUAGAGGAACAGGAGCAGCCCACAGAGGACUAUAACUACAACCCUGAGGAGCAGGAACCUGUGCUUAGUGGGACUGGGGGGACUGGGGUGGGGACAGGCGUGGGGGUGGGGGGUGGCUGGGGCAGCCGCUGGAGCAGCAACAAGGGAUGGGACUCCAAGGAGAACUACGAGUACGAGGAGGAGGAGUGGAGCGCCUGGUCACCAUGCAGUGUCACCUGUGGCCAUGGCAACCAGAAACGUAUCCGUUCAUGUGGUUACGCGUGCACGGCGACCGAGUCCCGGACCUGUGACCUGGACAGAUGCCCAGAUGACCUGUUAGCAGUGACUGAGCUGAUACCUCUGGAGACAACAAAUGGCACUGACUCCCUUGACACAAACGUGGACAGCUGUGAGAAGUGGCUGAGCUGUAAGAACGACUUUCUCCAGAAGUACCUCCACCAGGUGCUGACCGAACUACCCAGCUGCCCCUGCUCCUACCCGUCCGAGGCCGUCUACAGCGCCGUCAACAUCUUCGACAAGACUCUGCGUAAGACCUACCGCUGGCGUGACGCCUCCGGCCCCAAAGAACGGCUGGACAUCUACAAGCCCUCCGCCCGCUUCUGCACACGCUCCAUGCUCUCCUUCGACAGCACCACGCUGGCCGCGCAGCACUGUUGCUACGGUGACCACAUGAAGCUGAUCACACGGGGGAAAGGGGCGGGCGCGCCAAACCUCAUCAGUACGGAGUUCUCACCCGAGCUGCAUUACAAAGUGGAUGUGCUGCCCUGGAUCCUGUGUAAAGGGGACUGGAGCCGCUUCCACUCUGUGAGGCCGCCCAACAACGGGCUGCAGUGUGCCCACAACCCCACAGAGGACGUGUACCAGGCUGAGCUAGAGGAGGCCCGUGAGUACUGAGGGAGGAGAGGGGGAGUACUGAGAUCCUGAUUGGGGAGAGACACACGUGGUUCAAAUGGCUCUUUUGGAUUUGGGCAUGGGCCACAUACUGAAUAUAUUGUGUCAACUAUCAGUUGCUUUGGGUGAAAGGAGACCUGGACAUCCCCUCCCCCUUAUUCAAUGUUUGGUCACAUUGUGGUACAGAGUUUAGUGAACACCUACAGUUUUCUAGUCAGGCUUGACCCAUCCAAAAUUGAGUCAAGUUGAAUAAUAUUUUUUCAAUUUUUUUAAUUUAUUUUUAAGUUGAAUACUCUUAUCUGGUGUGCGUGGGAAAACUCUAUGAUCGUCACGUCUUAAUGGCGCGUUGUUAUGACAUCAUCACCAUCAAGCGUUUCCUCAUUGGAUGACUCAUCAGAAUCCACCUGCCAAUUGGAAUAUGCUUUCCUGUGGCUGACUUACUGUGGUGUUACGGGAAGAGAAAAAACAACUAUUUUCUAACUGGUAAUUUAUUGCUUGUGAAAGUCCGAAUUUUGGAGAGCGUUUUUUUUUUGGGCUACACUCAAAAAACAAGAAGAAAAAAACACUGGUUUGUAAACGUUGGGAAAUUUUAAAGAGGGAGAGACUGCAAUGAGAUUGUCCUAGUUCUCUCUGACACCCCUCAACCCACCACCCCAUAGACUCACAUGUGCUGCUGCUAUUGAGAAAAUGGAUGGGGGGGAUGGGUACAGGGGGAUGGGAUGGCUCAGGGGUUGCCAUGAGCUGUUCCAGAACCCCUAAGGGAACAUGGAGGAACAUGGAUAGUGUAUUUAUUGGACUCAUAUUGGGCCUGUAUUGUAUUUACUCAAAUACUCUGAUGUCUCAUGAAAGGAAUUCCUGUCAAGCUGCUAAAAUGGGGAUGAAUUCAACACAGAAUGUUAGUUGUUGUUUGUCUUAGACUUGAAGCUCUCUCUCACAAUCUCUGUCUUCUUUCUAUCUACCUCUCUCUCCCUUCUCUCUCUCUCUCUCUCUCUCUCUCUCUCUCUCUCUCUCUCUCUCUCUCUCUCUCAAUCUCUCUCUAUUUCUCUCCCAAACGCUCUCUCUCUCUCCUGGCCCCACUCCAGUCGGAAGAAAAAAAACAGACUGAUCAAGCACAGGCCCAAGAUGCAUUGUGCUUUUCUUACUUUCUUAUUUCAAGUCAAGCCACACAUUUCUUUGGAGAUGUUGACCCCUAGAACUCUAUUGUGUUAUUCAUCCAGUCAUAUCCAGUAUCAGAGGACCAGAUACUCAUCCUCCUGAGCCAUUUAGCCGUAAUGCUCCGUCAGAUAAAGUUGCAUUGGGUCAUGGUUAGCUAAUCCUGGGGGAAACAUAGAAAAUACAUUGUUGAAGGUCUCUCUGUCGCUCUCUCUCUCUUUCUCUCUCUCUCAUCGACAGACAUACUGCUUGUUUUCCUCCUAAGGAUUGCUCCAUCGUUUAAUCUGAUCCAUAAUUGAAUCGUAUUGAGAUGUUUUCCUUUUAUCGCCUGUUAACAAGUCACGGUGUUGCAUUCCUCGCAAUCCGAGACACCCGGAGAGACAGUCAUAGAUUUGCCGGUGGAGAGGGAGAGAGGAAAACCCUUGGUAGGGGGCCUUGAAAGGAGAGAGACACUUGGACUCUCCAGGGGUGAGGGGGAAGAUGGAGUGAGGCUGGAGGUAGGUGCAGGAGAGGGCUGAGGGGAGGGGUGUCUGGGCUCAGUUGAUGCAUGGAGGUCCUUUCUCCAGAGAGGAGUGGGAGUUGAGCAGAGGGGAAGUGGAGAGACAUCUCUGUAAACAGUGGAACCCUUUGAAGAGCUCUCCCCUUCACUGGUGUCCAAGACCUGCUGCCUCUCCCCCUCCACCCUGUCUUGAUGCCUGGUGUUGUUUUAAGGUCUUAAUCCUAACCCUGGUUAUCAGACUGAGUGCCAUUGAGAGAUGUUGAGGCUGAACACGUCCUGAAAGAAUAGUGUUGAUGGACAGGUCUCCCGCUCCACACUGCAAUGACAACAGCAGAAACAACACACAACCUUUGGUGUUACACACUCGGUUACUCUCUCUUAUUUUUUUUAGCAGAUGCUCUUAUCCAGAGCAACUUACAGUAGUGAGUGCAUCCAAUCGUUAUACUUUUUCAUACUGGUCCCCCGUAGGAAAUGAAUCCACAACCCUGGCAUUGCAAGAGCCAUGCUCUACCAACUGAGCCACACAGGCCUUAUCCUCUGCUUCCCUUUUUUUAUACUCUAAUAUUGCAGCCAGGUCACCCGUGAUACAAGUCCAUGUUCGAUGUCCAUCCACAUCUGACGAUGUCGGGAAAUUAUGUGUAAACCGGCCACUAGGAGCAAUAGUGAGCACUGUUACCAAAGUAGGUUUUUGGUUUUGCUAUGGUGUUGUGUUGUGUUGUGUUGUGGACAGGGAUUGGGUGUUGCAAGUUUGCAAGUUCAGAGCCAGCAAUGGAAAGUAUUUUUGUUUUGAAGGGUAUCCCAAACCUUCAAACUUACCUUAACCAUUCAGAGUUACUGCCUAACCUAAGAAUUUGGAGUUAAUGCCUAAGCUUAACCUUAAACACUUUGAAAUUUGACAUUUGGAACAACUUCUAAAUUUGACGUUUAAGAAACAUGGAUGAAAGUCUAAUUUUGACGUGAGACUGUGGGAGCCGGUAGCUUGCUUGCUCCUUUUCUCCUUCCCUCCCUCUCUCUCUCCCUCGCCCUCAUCCAUGCCCAUUCAUAGCUGACUCAAGUUGGCAUAGGGGAAUUCUCUGUAGGUUGUCAUCGGGCCGUCACUAAAGACAAACACAGACACACACACACACAGAGUCAGGCAGCCCUCCAGUAAUUCCCUCAACAUCCUGCACUCUGCCAUAUCGAAGCCAGUUAAGCGAAUAGCGUUUAGAAACUUCACAGAGAUCCCAAUUCAUCAAGAUGCCAAUCACAAUAAGAACACAGAGGGCUGUAGUAGUUGGACUCAGACACACUGACGAACAUAAUAUGAGAAGAGCGUUACAGCCUCUGGUAUGAACAACGUUUUUUUCCAUCAAAUUCUCUCAGAUGAAACAGCAGUAUGACAUGCGUUCUCCUUCAGCUGUUGAGACACGGUGCUGGUAACAUUUGUCCACAUUCUCUGAUCAAAGCCUUGCCAUUUUUCACCCUUUUUUCCACCUUAACCCCCCCUUCGGAGGACACAAAUAUAUUUUUUGUUUUUUACAGCAUUUCUGCUGUACAUACAUUGCACAUAUACAUACAUUGCACAUAUAGAUUUUACAUACAUGGUACUUUUAUAUAUAGCAAUCACAUGACAAUAAUACAUUACCGAACAUGAGCUCUUUAAUCCCACCCCUCAGCCACUCUCAGCCCAUCCCACCUAUCACCGCAGACCACCCUCGUUUGGUUUCCAUGUGCCAUAUAUUUUUCAAUUGUGCUGUGAUGUUUUACAUGGAUUUUGAAGAUUUUAAUCACAUAGUAUCCAAAGCCUUGUCAUUGAAUGUGAUGUGUUCCUAUGGACUCAAACUGCCUUGACCAUCACAUUGUUGCUUCAUAUCACUACCAAACACACAGCCAAGUGAACACAGACAAAGUAAUGCAGUGAUUCAUAUGAGGAGUGUACGUUGGGAUAUGACCAGUUAACCAUCCACAGUCCCUGGAAGAUAUCCAUUACUUCAUGCCAGACACAGUCAGAAUGGACUCAAUUAAAGAGGGAAUUUGUCCCAAAUGGCAGCCUAAUGCCUAUAUAGUGCACUGUAUUGGACCAGAACCCUAUGGGCAGGGCCCUGGUCAAAAGUAGUGCGUUAUAAAGGGAAUAGGGUACUACUUGGGACGAAGUCCCUCUUUAAUUGAGUCCAUUCUGACUGUGUUUGGCAUGGAGUAAUGGAUACCUUCACACUACACUUGGUUCAUCUUCCAUUGGGGCCCAGCUGUGAAAACCCCCUGAAUCCUCAUGGCAUUAACAGCUCAGACUCACACUGCUGCAUGGCUCUCUAGCCUGCCUGCUGCUGCCUCAGGUUUCACCAUCACAUUACACUACACUACACCCACUACACCCAGUGGAGGCUGCUGAGGGGAGGACUACUCGUAGUAAUAAUGGUUUUCAUGUGUUUGAUACCAUUCCAUUCACUCUAUUCCAGCCAUUACACUCCAUUCCAGCCAUUAUUAUGAGCUGUCCUCCCCUCAGCAGCCUCCACUGACCCUCACAGCAUAUCUCUCUGUCCUAGGAAUGUACUCUGUGGGGUGUGUAUGCACAUGCAAGCGUGUAUGUUUUUCAGAGGACCUCUAGGUUCUGAAUGAUUGUGUUUCUAAUGCUAUCUAGUCACGGUGUGUGUAUUUCUAAAGGGCUAGAGGGGCCUAGUCUAUAUUCAGUAGAUCAGUGGCGGUUGGUGCCAUUUAAGAUUAGGGAGGACCUUUUUUUUAUGCGCAUAGACUUAUUUCUAUUAAAGCAUAUUGGAUGACUGUCAUUCAUAUUCCAUUCAAUGUAACAUGAAUAGGUUUAGGCUACAUGAUACUUGAAUUUUCCAUAUAUCUAUCAUGAGGUUGCUACAACCUAGUCUAUGAAUGAAAGUUUCUAACAGAUCGAGAGACAAAUUGGAGUAAUCAAGGUGACAGACAGUGACACAUUCAAUACCGCCUUGCACACUCUUGCCUGAAUAUAGCUAAUCUAGGGUGUAAUCAUUAGUCCAAACAGCUGCAAACGAGAAUUUCUAUUGGACAAAUUCAGGUAGGUUUAUCCCCGUUUCGUUCCGUUUAUUUCCGUUUAAGAAACGUUUUUCAACAGAAUCGUCGGAAUGAAUACACCCCUGAUCCCCCGCACACACAGUUCACUUUCAUAGCAGCCACAUACAAACAGAAUCAUCACUUUGCUCAUUGUAUAAUUCCUUCUCGCAUCUACGUGCUAUCCUCCCCUCACCUUUUCCCUUUCAGUGCACAACAGCUGUCUGUGGCCAUGCAAAAUUAAACUUUCCAAGCCAAACCUUCAUACCAUAAUCGCUAACCACUACACACAGCCUACAUCGUUGUCAUCAUAUUAGCUAACGUCAUAGUCAACAUAGCUGCUAGAACUAACGUGUUAGUAAACCCUCUACAAUCACGCAGUACAGUGUACAUCAAGCAGUUUAGCAGUUACACCGGCGGGCCUCGUGGCAAUAAAUUAAUUAAACCGCUUACCUUGACUUAGCCAGAUAGCUAACAUAAAUAGCAUGCUUCUGUUUGUGCCGGGUGUUUGAGCAGGCUAAAUUAGCUAACUGAAUUAGCUAGCUAAGUAAAUGAAAGUAAAAAGAAAAUGAAAAAUAAGAAAUAGAGCUAGCUCUCGCUCUCUUUGCUGCUUCUCCUUAAUUUUUGCACUCAACAAAAAAAAGGCAGUGAAUGAUUUCUUAAAGAUCACUCUAAUCCAUUGUUCUAGGUUUUGUAUUGAAGUCAAUGUACCCAGAGGAGGACGGAAAAUAGCUGUCCACCGGCUACACCAUGGUGCUACCCCAGAGAGUGCUGUUGAGGCUACUGUAGACCUUCAUUGCAAAACAGUGUGUUUUAAUCAGUUAUUUGGUGACAUGUGAAUAUAUUUAGUAUAGUAUCAUCUUAAAAGGAUAACCUUUAGAACUUUUCACUCUUUUCCAUGAAAUGACUGAGAAGGAUGGUCCUCCCCUCCUCUGAGGAGGAGCCUCCGCUGUAGUAGAUAGAUAUCUGUGUAUGUGUGUUCUGUAGGAGUGCUGAGUAAAGUAUGGCUACAGAGGAAAAGGGAGAGAAGGAGAGAGAAGAGGAAAAGAGAGAGGGAUGGAAUGAAGGCUGGCUAUCAGAACUGUUUCUUAGAAAGUAUUGACAUUGGCCUGAUUCUCAAAGUUCUUUUAUUUUGAAAGCAAGCCAGGGCCACCUCUCCCUCUUGCCCUCUCUCUUUCUCUGUACAGUGUUUCUGUACAGUAUGAAACAGACUAUUUUUCAAUGGCAACUGUUAAAUCCACUCAGCACAGUAUGAAUUGCUUGACUCUUUUCCAUGUACCUUACAGAUUCUGUCUCAUUGUUGGACCUUUUACCUAUUUAGCAAAGGGAAAUGUUAAGGUGAUAGAGCUUGUGAGAAGGGAAUAAAGUGCAACGAUUAUACAAUGAUUGUGUUUACUUUUCUUCCAAACCAAUGGGGUGAUGAUGAUGCAAAACCAUCUGUUUUAAAGUUCAUGGGUUUAUGGGAGAAAUGUUCCUAGUACACUGCAGUUGGCAAUGUGUUUCAUUGUGCUAUUUAUCAUUGGCCAACUUCAAUGCUGUUUCUCAAUUCGAAACAUUCUUUGUUGUUUUUGUCAUGGAAAAAAUACUUUAGUCUUUUUGGAGCUGUCUCGUCUUGGCCUUACAUUUUAAAGUUUACGUUGCAAACCUUUUUUUAUCAGGAAUAUUUUCUUUUGAAAAGAUAAGGUAUCAUUUUUGUAAACAUGUUUUUUUUUAAGAAAGGCACUUUAUUUAAAAGCAUAAGUAAAUAAUAUACAUGUAUAUACAAACUCAUAAUGAAAUAUAUACUGUAUGUAAUACACAGUGCAGUGUACCAACAUCUUUGUAAAUUGUUCCGUUUUUAUAGCUAAUUGUAAAGGGUAUGUACUUUUUUCAGCAUAUGUCAUGUUUUUUAUCUCGGUCUUAGAUACAUUUUUUGUAUAGUAUUUAUUGAAAUGAAUCGUAUGAAGAUGCACUAUUGAGAGCAUCCCCAAUGUGGUCUCUGUUACAUGAAAAGGGAAGGUGUUCACUCUAUACCAGUGUUUCUCCCAUUGAUAUAGAACAUUGAUACACCCCUAGUAUGUGGACUGUUACUGUUUCUAACCAGUCCCUCAGAUGGUUAGCUAACAACGAUUGAAUCAGUUCUCAAUUGCUAGUGUUAGGCCUAGAUUUGCUAGAUCCGUGUUAGCUCACUUUACAUUUAAAGGUCAUUUAUAUUGAGACGACAUCUGCAGCGUUUACCUUGAUGCGAUCUUCACUUAAUCGGUAACAUUGCCUUUAAUAACAGCCGUAAUCUCAGAGAUCACAUAAAAGGUUGAGAAACACUGCUCUCUAACACCACACCACACCAUGUAACUCUCAAUCAAACAACUGCUCAGCAUUCUUCUCUGUGACUUAUAAAUGUGCUGUGACAAAAUAUAAUAAAUUUAACUUUGCCACAA
Messenger RNA from Oncorhynchus kisutch (coho salmon), 9323 nucleotides. Its product is annotated as isthmin-2-like. The record is from RefSeq and is a predicted model, not a curated record. The coding region runs from base 792 to 2243 and encodes 483 amino acids. Lineage: Eukaryota; Metazoa; Chordata; Actinopteri; Salmoniformes; Salmonidae. The transcript has 6 exons.